AUAAACUUCUUAUAACCUUUGUUAAAUAAACUAAUUUUAUGACGUUGACCAGUGCAUUACUGCUAUCAUUAUGUGCUAAUUGGCCACCAUCAAAUAUAUCUUAUUUCACUACUGAACCUCCACCUUGGAAAUGGAUUCCUGGGAAAGUAGCUAAAUUAUUGAAUAAUAAAGAGUAUCGAUGUGAAUUGAAAAAUAAUUUACAAAUCCGAAAUGAAAUAUUACGAGGAAAACGCUUGAAAAUUGCUACGUUUGCGGAUAUGGACCCACUUAGUUGGGUGACUACUGAACCUAAUGGUACUCUUAUAGGUCAUGGUAUAGCAUUUGAAAUAGUAGAAACACUUCGUCAAAGGUAUGGAUUCACAUUCGAUGUUGUGAAGCCUAUCAGAAAAACAUUAUUGAAUGAGAAUGGAAGUAUUAUUCAAAUGGUGAUUAACGGGAAUGUGGAUAUGGCAGCAGCAUUCAUACCAACAUUGCCUGGAUUAGAUCAUGAAAUUCAAUGGGGAAUCGAUUUAACACAAUUUCGAUAUGUUGUACUUAUGAAAAGACCUAAAGAAAGUGCUACUGGUUCCGGUUUACUAGCUCCUUUUGAAUCCGAUGUAUGGUUACUGAUAUUAAUAUCGUUAUUUGCUGUGGGUCCAAUUAUCUUCGGUAUCAUGUGGCUAAGGCAUAAACUUUGUGGUCAUGAAUCAAUUGUUUAUCCUAUACCCACUUGUGUUUGGUUUGUAUAUGGAGCUUUAAUGAAACAAGGAUCAUCUUUAAAUCCAGAUACAGAUUCUGUCAGAUUGAUAUUCGCUACAUGGUGGAUUUUUAUAAUGAUACUUACCUCAUUUUAUACGGCUAAUUUGACGGCUUUCCUAACACUCUCCAAGUUUACUUUACCUAUUCAAACAGUAGACGAUAUAGCUAAUGGUAAAUAUCAAUGGGUUGCCGCAGAAGGCAGUGCAAUAGAAUAUUCUGUUAAAGAAGAUAUCGAUUUAAUGGCGUUAAAAAAUUCAAUGCGCGAUGGUAAUGGAAUAUUUGUAGAGGAUAUGCAAUUGAAAAACGUAAUGGAUUUUAUUUCAUCGGGCAAACUGUUAUUGCACGAUAAAAAUUGGCUUAAUUUUUUAAUGUUGAAUAUUGAACGGGCAAUUACGGAGGACAAAAAUCGAUGCCGUUAUGUAUUGACGACUGAUUCGUAUUUAACCAGAUCAUUAUCAUUUAUUUACCCUAAAAAUAGCAUUUUACCACCUUUGUUCAAUCCAAUAAUGCUAUCUUAUAUGGAGUCAGGGAUAAUAAAACACCUGCAAACUAAAGACCUACCGGAAGCGGUAAUUUGUCCACUAAACUUGGGCAGUAAAGAGCGACAACUCCGCAACUCGGACUUAUUUACUACAUAUUCAGUAGUAGUUUGUGGCUUCUCAAUAGCUGCUACAAUAUUUAUCUUGGAGCUGAUUUCCACUAGAACUGGUUGGUAUGUGAAAGCGAAUUUUUCGCGUAAACAGAGUGAUCGUCAAAAGGGUGUACAUGAUGAGAUAGCUUAUUAUGGAAUACCAUCAAAAUCUAUGUAUCCAUUUAGUCAUCGUCAAAAUAUGGAGUCAACACACUUAAACUUCAACGGACGCGAAACGAUAAAUACCAAAGAUAAUUUUAUGAAAGAUCAUGGUUUCAUUCCAGUACGAAUUCCUUCUUCAAUAAUGUUUGAAAGCACAGGGAGAUGGUUUCGUAAUUAAAGCGGAAGAAUUAAUGAAAAAUGAACAGCAUUUAUUUUUAAAUUUAAUAUACAACAUUUCUAACGUUGAAUUAAUAAAAAAAUAUAAAAUUUGUAUUUUAUUUAAA
Molecule: messenger RNA, 1815 nt
Organism: Daktulosphaira vitifoliae (grape phylloxera)
Lineage: Eukaryota; Metazoa; Arthropoda; Insecta; Hemiptera; Phylloxeridae
Gene: Ir76b
Product: ionotropic receptor 93a
Exons: 8
Coding region: 39-1709 (556 amino acids)
Cellular component (GO): membrane
Molecular function (GO): ligand-gated monoatomic ion channel activity
Source: RefSeq, a predicted model, not a curated record